AUUCACUAUUAUCAUUCUCUUUACAAAGAAAUACAAGAUGGCAAUCUCCUCUCACAUUUUUGUUGACUUUCUCUCCAUUUUCCUCCUCCUCCUUCUUCCCAUUUCUAUUGUUAUCGCAGAUGAUCCUCCUUUUCCAUUUGAUAAAGUAUGUGAAGAAGUGAACUGUGGAAAGGGAAACUGCACACCCGGCGUGGAACAUCUGCCAUUCGGAUUCUCAUGCGAAUGUGAUCCCGGUUGGAAGCGAACUCGCGACAACGACGACGAUCUCGUCUUUCUUCCUUGCGUGAUCCCUAACUGUACUCUCGACUAUGGCUGCCAGCCAGCGCCACCGCCGGUGCCGGAGAAACCUGUUCCGAAGAACUCAUCUUUCUUCAACCCUUGCUAUUGGGCAUAUUGUGGACAAGGAGAUUGUGUGCAAAACAGAACUUAUAUACACACAUGUGAAUGCCAAUCUGGCUACUAUAAUCUCCUCAACAUCUCUACCUUCCCUUGCUAUAGUGAUUGUACCAUAGGAUCCGAUUGUGCAAAGCUUGGAAUUAAAGUUGCAAAUGUGAAUGGUACUGAUAAUGGGAGUGGUUCUGGAAAUGGCACUGGACAUGGAAACUCAAUUCUACCAGGAAAAUUUCAGUGGGUAGCUUUAGCAAUUUUAUUUGCCAUGGCUAUGGAGCUUUGGAACUAGCACAUCCUUCUUGUUUAUAUAUAUAUGUAUAAAUUGGAUAUUCAUUUUGGUUGUCACACUUUCAUAUAGAUCAUUAUUCUUAUAUCUUAUGUUUGGAGUUUUGGUAUAUAUAAUAAAUAAAUCGUAUCCCUAGUCCUUUGUAGGCUGGUGGUGAUUGAUUUUUUUGUAUUUGUUUUGUACAUUCAUAUUGAUGUUAUUAUAUUAUUACUGGUUUUUAUUUA
Molecule: messenger RNA, 900 nt
Organism: Cucumis sativus (cucumber)
Lineage: Eukaryota; Viridiplantae; Streptophyta; Magnoliopsida; Cucurbitales; Cucurbitaceae
Exons: 6
Coding region: 38-679 (213 amino acids)
Source: RefSeq, a predicted model, not a curated record